UCCCCUGGCGGGCCGGGCCCUUCUCGCGCGACCUUGGGGAAGUUGUGUAACCUCUGGGCCCCGCGACGCCCUUUCCUGGAGCCCGGAGCUGGAACGAAGCCCCUCGAAGGCCUGACAUCAGAGAUGACGCGUCCUCGCAGGCGAUGACUAGGCAGAACACGAUGCCACUCCCUUUCUCAUGUCCCGGAGGGCGCGGGGGUGUGUCGCCUCCCCCCCCAGCCUGGUGGGACAGAUUAUCAGCGCUUCUGCAGUGGUAUUGGCAAAGGACCUUCGAUGAGCCACUUGUCUUUAGAACAGAGGACGCAGGAAGGCUUCGAGCUGAACACCAGGCAGGACUUCUCAAUUAUGAGGGAUGUCAGACCUCAGAGAGGAAGGCCGAACUGGGACCUUCCCAUCCAGGAGAGCCCCAAGAUGAGGUUUCUGAGGCCCAGAGGCGUGAAGUGUCUUCUCAAACCCACCCGGCCAGUGAGGACCACACCAAGAACUGGAAUCUCGGUCUUUGGUUCGAAGUCCAGCACAGUUUCCACGAUGAGAAAAUAGAGGCCACAGAGAGAUUAUUACCUCAUGCUGUUCCCUGGGUAAAUGGGGAAACUAAGGCUGGCCCAGACACCACUGGAAGGAGGUCAUGGAAGAGACUGUAUUAUGAGUAUAAGAAGAAGAGGAGCAUUGGAAAUUCCAAGGACAUUCUGGCUGUAGCCUUGAGAGAAUUAUUUUACUUCUCCAAACUUAUUCUUUCUUAUCUAAACAGUAGGAUAAUUAUGUCUUAUUGGAAGCUUCAAUGCAAGGAUCAGGUGAACUCAUAUAAGUAAAAUGCCUAGUGUAUGAUAGAUAAUCAAUAAACAGAAACUGUCAUUAUUAAUUACCUAAUUGCUUCCUCCUUUGUGCUCUUUCUGUUUCAGAUGCUUCCCUUCCAGAGCCUUAUCAGACUUUUUAAUGAUCUUAUCAUAUAUCUGUCUUGCUGCUGUACUCUGAGCCCCUCAAAGGCAAUAGCCAGCUCUUACCCACUUCUGAGCUCUUUAGCUGACAGAUGGGAGGUUCCAUAUGAGGGAUUGAAAGGAAGCUGUUUGCCCAAGUGGACAAGCUAAUAAGUGCAAGAGCCCAGGUCCCUCCCCAAGAUGCUAUGCAGACUUGUAUGAUCAGUGAUCCAUGGUCAGGGAGGUGGGUGGUGGAAGACCCCAACCAGGGCCUGUGACUGCCUGUGUGGGGAGUUGCAGGUUGCUGGGGCAUGGAGGAGGGAAAAUGGGGAUGGGAGUCAAUGAGCUGUCCUGGGCCUGAGCUCACAGGCUCAGCAAAGAAGGCACUUAUAGAAGAUGGACAAGGCAGGGCCCAGUGAGCAGUGAGAUGUGAAGGUUCACGAAAGGGAGGAGUCCAGCUUGACUCCUAGGUUACCUUGGAAUACAGGAGGGAUAUGAGAGUAUGUAGAUAGGAGGGGAGGAUCAUGAAUUCGAUUUUGAAAUGCUCAAGGCGAGGAGUUCAUAGGACAGGUCUCUAAAGGUCUCUAGCAGGCAUUUUUCUGUAAGGAGUUGUGUGCAGGGUGCUGAUAUCUGCCACAACUUAUGAUCCUAUGACAUGGUUGUUCACUGAACUGGCAAAGUAUAGCUCUAGAGUUGGAUUGUAGGACUUGAAUCCUGGCUCUAUGGUAACUUGCUAGCUGUGUGUG
Messenger RNA from Leptonychotes weddellii (Weddell seal), 1660 nucleotides. The record is from RefSeq and is a predicted model, not a curated record. NCBI's taxonomy places the organism in Eukaryota, Metazoa, Chordata, Mammalia, Carnivora, Phocidae.